CCCUCCUCAUCCUAGACUAAUACAAUGGUUUUGCCCACCUGCAGGUAAAUUGAAGCUGAAUGUUGAUGGCUGCUCUAAAGGGGAUCCAGGACAAGUUGGACAUGGAGGAUUGCUAAGAGAUGAAACAGGGACAUGGAUCUGGGGUUUCUAUGGAAAACUGGGACACUGUUCUAGUCUUGAAGCUAAGUUGUGGGCUACUUACAAAGGCCUCACCAUUCUCUUCCAAAAAAAGCACAAAGGAUGUGGAGAUUGAAGCAAACUCUGAGCUAGCCUUGAAUCAAAUCCAAGAUGGCCCAUGCAUCAAUUCACCCUACAAACCUAUUAUUGAGGAUACAAAGUUGGUGCUCAACAGAUGCAACUGCUCUCUGCAACACACACUCAGAGGCGUGACAAGAGUAAGAACACCAUGAUCGAUCAUUUGCUUUCCUUGCAAGAAUCACAGCCAGAAUAUUAUACAGAUGACAUCAUCAAAGGACUAAUCGCGGUCAUGAUAUUAGCAGGCACUGAUACUUCAGCAGUGACAAUGGAAUGGGCAAUGUCCCUUCUAGUAAACCAUCCAGAAGUGUUGAAGAAGGCGAGAGCCGAGAUAGACACUCAUGUGGGCCAAGAUCGCUUGAUUGAUGAACACGAUCUCUCAAAGCUACAUUACCUUCAAGCUAUUAUCUCUGAGACCUUUCGAUUGUUCCCAACAGCACCGUUCUUGGUACCACAUGUAUCAUCGGGUGAUUGCAUUAUAGGGGGAUUCAACGUGCCAUGUGGUACAUUGUUAUUGGUUAAUGCAUGGGCUAUUCACCGGGGCCCUAAGGUUUGGGAUGAUCCUACAAGCUUUAAGCCUGAGAGAUUCGAAGGUGGAGAAGUGAAAGGACACAAGUUGAUGCCAUUUGGGAUGGGAAGGAGGGCUUGCCCUGGGUCUGGUCUAGCACAACGUGUCGUGGGUUUAGCUUUGGGGUCAUUGAUUCAAUGCUUUGAAUGGAAAAGAGUUACUAAGGAGGCAGUUGAUCUAACAGAAGGAAAAGGACUUACCAUGCCUAAAGCUGAGCUAUUAGAAGUUAUGUGCAAAGCACGUUACAUAGUCAUGAAUAACGUUUUCUUUGAAGCCACAAACGUUGUUUGAGCAUUUUUUCUAAAAAAUAUGUCGACAUGUUCUCACGUGUUGAUAGUACCUUAGUUGAUUGUGUGCUAUUUUUAUUUUGUUUUUCGUGUUGUUUGUGAUUUAUAUAAGUUCAAAUAUAUGUUGUACGUGAGAUUGAAUUUAUAAAUAUGUUAAAGAAAAAAUUAUAACUAAAUAAGAAAUAGAUUUUAUUACAAAUUAGUAGAUACAUAUUUUGAAAAUAUCCUCCCACAUAAAAUUGGCAAAAUUAAUUUCUUUUCGAAACGACGUAAUCAUGAUCUCAAAUUUACAACUUUCAAUUGGGGGAUCAUUUAUAGUGAUCAUUGAAAGGUAUAGAAACUCGAUGACCUGGUCAACUGAUUAUUCCUGUAGAUGUGGGGUCCAAAUUAAUUACUAGCAACAACAAACAUUAACAUUUUCUGAAAAGAUUAAUAGAAGGAAAUAAUGAUAAGGAAUAGAUGCAUAAUUACUAGAUCUACCCCAAACAAUACAUAACAAAUCAGGGCCAAACAUACCCUCUCUC
Molecule: messenger RNA, 1634 nt
Organism: Camellia sinensis
Lineage: Eukaryota; Viridiplantae; Streptophyta; Magnoliopsida; Ericales; Theaceae
Source: RefSeq, a predicted model, not a curated record